AGGAUGGCUAGAUUGGCUUCAAAGACAAGCAAAAAUCAAAUCAAAGCGGAAAAAGGUCCUUUUCUCCUUUCUGAUCCGAGAUCCCACUACUAUUUUUCUUAUUAUAGCCUGGAGCUUGGAGCUGCUACCAUUAUCCUCCUAAGCCUCGGCCUCAGCCUCAACCAAGCACAUGCCAUGCCAUGCCAUGCAUUGCUUAAUUUGCUACGGCCCUUCUCCAACAACAAUUGCCUACACUACUACUGACUGUUACCUUCUUGAUAAUUAAUCUUCACACACAUACAGAGAGACUGAGAGGGAGACAAUUAAUUUAAUAUUAUUGUAGCCAUGACAGUCAUCCGGUUGCUUCUCUUUCUAGCUUUCUUCUCUGCAGGAGGAAUUCACCUCAUCUCCUCAGUUACAGAUCCUCACGAUGCCGCUGCUCUCCAAUCUCUAAAGGACUCAUGGCAAAAUACACCACCGACUUGGGAAGAAUCAGAUGAUCCUUGUGGAGCAUCCUGGGAAGGAGUCACCUGCAACAAUUCAAGGGUCAUUGCAUUGGGAUUAUCAACCAUGGGAUUGAAAGGGAAACUCAGUGGUGACAUUGGGGGACUCACUGAAUUAAGAUCCUUGGACUUGUCCUUCAACAGAGGACUCACAGGUUCCCUCUCUCCACGGUUGGGAGAUUUGCAAAAGCUAAAUAUCUUAAUUCUAGCUGGCUGCAGCUUCAGUGGUGAUAUUCCAGAUGAGUUGGGCAAUCUUGCAGAGCUGUCCUUCCUGGCUCUCAACUCGAACAACUUCACUGGUAAGAUACCUCCAUCAUUGGGUAAACUCUCCAAACUCUACUGGCUGGAUCUGGCAGAUAAUCAGUUGACAGGACACCUCCCAAUAUCAACCUCCACUACCCCAGGCUUGGAUCUCCUUCUCAAGGCUAAACACUUCCAUUUCAACAAGAACCAGCUUUCAGGUAUCAUUCCAGCCAAACUUUUCAGCUCUGAGAUGGUAUUGAUACACAUUUUGUUUGAUGGAAAUCAAUUUUCUGGAAGUAUCCCAUCAACAUUAGCACUUGUGCAGACUCUUGAGGUUCUUCGGCUUGAUAGAAAUGCUCUGACAGGAAAUGUCCCAUCAAAUCUCAACAACCUUACAAACAUCAAUGAAUUGAAUUUAGCCCACAAUAAUCUGACAGGCCCUUUACCAAACUUAUCUCAAAUGAACUCCCUCAAUUAUGUGGACCUUAGUAACAACUUGUUUGACUCAUCAGAAGCUCCCAUUUGGUUCUCAACCUUACAAUCUCUCACCACUCUAGUUAUGGAAUAUGGAUCACUUCAAGGGCCUGUUCCACAAAAACUCUUUAGCUUUCCACAGAUACAGCAAGUGAAAUUGAGGAGCAAUGCAUUUAAUGACACAUUGAACAUAGGUGAAAACAUUAGCCCACAAUUGCAGCUUGUUGAUUUGCAAAACAACCAGAUUUCCUCAGUAACAUUGAGUUCAAGUUACACAAAUACAUUAAUACUAAUAGGAAACCCAGUGUGUACCACUGCUCUCUCCAAUACUAACUACUGCCAGCUUCAGCAACAAACUACAAAGCCUUAUUCUACCAGCCUGGCUAAUUGUGGAAGUAAAUUAUGUCCCCUUGAUCAGAAGCUUAGUCCUCAGAGUUGUGAAUGUGACUAUCCAUAUGAAGGGACAUUAUACUUCAGAGGACCUUUUUUCAGGGAACUGUCCAAUGUGAAUAUGUUUCAUUCACUGGAAAUGAGCCUGUGGGUGAAACUGGGCCUCACUCCCGGUUCAGUUUCUCUUCAAAAUCCCUUCUUCAAUAAUGACGACUAUCUUCAAGUACAACUGGCGCUCUUUCCACCAACAGGAAAAUAUUUUAAUAGGUCAGAGAUACAGAGAAUUGGGUUUGAAUUGAGUAAUCAAACUUAUAAGCCACCUCCAGAGUUUGGACCCUAUUAUUUUAUUGCAUCUCCAUAUGCUUUCCCAGCCACACAUGGAGGAACUUCUGUUAGCACUGGUGUAAUAGCUGGGAUAGCAAUUGGCUGUGCCAUUUUGGUUCUGGGGCUCAUGGGAGUAGGCACAUAUGCUAUUCAACAAAAGAAACGUGCAGAAAAAGCCAUUGGAUUAAGUAAACCAUUUGCUUCCUGGGCACCAAGUGGCAAAGAUAGUGGGGGUGCACCACAAUUAAAGGGAGCAAGAUGGUUCUCUUAUGAUGAACUCAAAAAGUGCACCAAUAAUUUCUCUGAAAGUAAUGAGAUAGGAUCCGGAGGCUAUGGCAAGGUUUAUAGAGGGAUGCUCUCUGAUGGACAAGUUGUGGCAAUCAAAAGAGCUCAGCACGGAUCAAUGCAGGGUGGACUUGAGUUCAAGAAUGAAAUUGAGAUGCUUUCUCGAGUUCAUCACAAGAAUCUCGUUGGACUUGUGGGUUUUUGUUUUGAACAAGGAGAGCAGAUGCUGGUCUACGAAUUUAUGCCAAAUGGAGCUCUUAGGGAGAGCUUGUCAGGGAGAUCUGGCAUUCAUCUUGAUUGGAAGAGAAGACUCCGCAUUGCUCUUGGCUCAGCUAGAGGACUAGCUUACCUGCAUGAGCUUGCUAAUCCUCCUAUAAUCCACAGAGAUGUUAAGUCCACCAAUAUUCUGUUGGAUGAAAACUUAACAGCAAAGGUUGCAGAUUUUGGCUUGUCUAAGCUGGUAUCAGACAGUUCAAAAGGGCAUGUUUCAACUCAAGUUAAAGGCACGCUGGGCUAUUUGGAUCCUGAAUACUACAUGACGCAACAGUUAACUGAGAAGAGUGACGUGUACAGUUUUGGAGUGGUUAUGCUUGAACUGGUAACAGCCAAGCAACCGAUUGAGAAAGGAAAGUACAUUGUCCGUGAGGUGCGAAUGGUGAUGGAUAAGUAUGAUGAAGAGCACUAUGGCUUGAGGGACAUGAUUGAUUCAUCCAUUAUAAACACGGCUAGUCUUUUAGGGUUUGGGAGGUUCUUGGAGUUGGCCAUGCAAUGCGUUGAAGAUUCAGCUGCAGACCGUCCUACAAUGAGUGAAGUGGUAAAGACACUUGAGACUAUUUUACAUAACGAUGGGAUGACUACAAACUCAACGUCCGCAUCCUCAUCCGCCACUGACUUUGGAGCUUCAAAUGGCGCCUGUAAGCAUCCUUACAAUGAUACUUUACCAAAAAAGAAUAUUAUUAGUGACAGCAAUGCCAAUGCCUUUGAUUACAGUGGUGGAUACACACUUUCAGCGAAAGUCGAACCCAAGUAGCACAUACGGUUUCUGUUCUACGUUUUUCUCUUCAUUUUGCUUUUCACAGAUUGAAGCGUCAUAUGUUCACAAAUAUUUGUUUGCAUAUUGAUAUGGGAAAAAUUUAGAAGACUUGAACGUUGGCUUUGUUACUACUCGACCAACCUUCUAAAUUGUUGAUUAUGUAGAUGUAGUUAUAGAGUUUAGUAUUUUAUUCUUA
This is a messenger RNA of Quercus robur (English oak), 3427 nucleotides long. RefSeq names its product leucine-rich repeat receptor protein kinase HPCA1. NCBI's taxonomy places the organism in Eukaryota, Viridiplantae, Streptophyta, Magnoliopsida, Fagales, Fagaceae. The record is from RefSeq and is a predicted model, not a curated record. The transcript is spliced from 19 exons. Gene Ontology annotation, molecular function: protein kinase activity; protein binding; ATP binding. Gene Ontology annotation, biological process: protein phosphorylation. Bases 325 to 3228 code for a protein of 967 amino acids.